Messenger RNA from Portunus trituberculatus (swimming crab), 3969 nucleotides. Its product is annotated as protein vestigial-like. The record is from RefSeq and is a predicted model, not a curated record. NCBI's taxonomy places the organism in Eukaryota, Metazoa, Arthropoda, Malacostraca, Decapoda, Portunidae. Gene Ontology annotation, cellular component: nucleus. Gene Ontology annotation, biological process: regulation of transcription by RNA polymerase II.
UCCUUCCCCUCAUUCCCUUGCCCUCAGUAGAGCCUUUCUCGUGCAUCCUCGCAGCCUCCGCUGAGGGGAACAAGGGGAGAUCUUCAUAGGUCGUAAGGUCGCACUAAUCCAGUGUUUACCUCCCCGUCGCCCCACCAUUGGCUGCCGGGGGAAAUGGUUUUUAUUUUCGUCAUCCCUCACCGUCUGGGACCACCCGGCAACCUCCCGCUGAAGGAAUUUUCUGAUUGGCUCCCGCUUGUUGUUGUGGGGAGCGAGGGGGAGUAGCCCCGUCGGAGACACGUGUGGUGCCUCAGAUUGUCACCGAUCUGGCGGUGUGUCCUCGCCCUAGUGGCGCAUGGAGCCGCUAAGGGCGCCGCCACUCCCAGGGAGACACACUUCUCGCCCGGGCAUCUAAUGACAGCGAUUCGAAUUUUAGCGGUUCGAUAAAAUGCAAAAACUAGUAACCGGGCCGGCACAUGGCGCCCAGACCCCGCCCACCGCAGCCACACAUGCGCAGAGCGGCGGCGGCGGCGGCGGUGAUGAUGGGAGCGGCGGCGGCGGUGGCGGCGGGGGAUGGUGGUGAUGGUGGUGGGGAGGCAGUGAGUGUAGUGUAAGGGAGGUUGGGGUGUACUCUUGUGUAUCGCCGCGCGCUCUCUGCCACCCCGCCGCUCCCCCCUCCCCUAAGCCCUAGCGUGAGGGGGACCCGCGGCGCACAAGUCCCACCCGCAGGUCCGUGCGGUGCCAUGUGAGACGGUGACCACCAGUGUGUCCUUGUCUUGUGAUUAUCCUCUGGCUGGAAAAUGUAGAAUCGCGGCUCGCGGAAGACAGCGGACAGCACUGGCCUCCGUCCGCGGCGAGCGGGACUCACUGGGAGGCUUGCGGCUCCCGAGACCCCGAGCUGCGGCUGGAAACUGACUGAGUGUGUCGCGUCCACGGCGGCUCUGCCCGGUGCGUUGCUUGGAACCAAGGGUAACUGCUGCAGGCCUCGACCUGGACUGUGGACACGAUUUAAGGAGUGAUCACCAAAAUAUUUUGUUGUCACAACCACUCCACCAGCCGUCACUCACCACCACCACUAAUACUAGUCACGCACACACACACACACACACACACACACACACACACCUAGUCACCGCAAGUGAAUACCGAACUUAAUCGCAACGAAAUAUGAGUUGCGCUCAAGUGAUGUACCAGCCGUACGCCCACAGCCCGUACAUGGUGCAGCCCGACACCCCGCAGGCUGCACCCCCGCACCCUUCAGGCUCCACCACGCCUGGGGGUGACUCCAGGCAUGGAGAAGGGGUGCUCCAUAUAACACCGCAGGCCCCGCCGCCACCACCACCACAGCCUGCGAAUCUCGCCUCUCACACGCCGCCCCACCUCCACCACCCACACCACCAGCACCAACACCACCACUCCCCGCCACAGACCCAUGGAGGAAGGGAGGGUGGGGCGGUGGGAGGCCAGACGCAACAGCAGGCUCAGCAAGGAGCAUCGGAGGCAGGCGGCACACAGCGGCCCCUCCCGCGGCCACCCUACAGGACGGCGUCCACGGAAGCAGCGGAACAGGAUGGCCCGCCGGAGAAGAAAUUUUGCCGCGACAACGAAGCCCCGCCCACGCCCGCCGCCUCCCACCACCAGCAUCCGCCCCACCCACACGCGCACCACUCCCACCACCACCACCCUCCCAUCACGGAGCCCCCGGGAUCGCCCACGGAGGAAGCCAAUGAAGUGAAGUACGUGUCCGCCAACUGCAUGGUGGUGACAAACUACGUGGGUGACACUGGCUCUGUGGUGGACGAGCACUUCUCCCGAGCCCUGGCCGCCGCUGCCUCUGCUCCCCUGCACUAUGAGAAGCCCCACUCCCCUGCCAAAGCCUCGUCCCCAAUGACAGCGAGAAAUUUUCCCCCGUCAUUCUGGAACAGCCACUACCAAGCCUCCUCCUCCUCGUCAUCGUCAUCAUCCUCAUCAUCGUCACGACCACCCAGCCUGGCGGGUCAACUUGGGUCGUCGCCUGGGGAGUUGUACGAUCCCUACCACCCCGGCGGCCCCUCACCCCUACAGGCCUCAGCGCACGAUCCCUGGGCGGCCUACUCUCUCUCCUCACAGGCAUACGGGCACCGCAGCAUGGCGCACGACAUGUACCAGGCCGCCAUGUCCAGCGUGCCAUCAUCCUCGAGGGCGUACCAUCACCAUCACCACCAAUACCCUUCCCUCUCACUACAGCCGCACCACCUGCCGCGCCUCCCGACCGUCACUCCUGUUCCCUCGCAAAUGGGGGUGGGCAAGCCUGAGGGGUGGGGUGCCCGCUACCACGACCACUUCCCCGGCCCAGAAUUCACACAUGGCCUAGACUCCAACUACUCCGCAACCCCGCACUACCCCAGCGUGCCAGGACUGGAAACAGGCGUUCCUCAGGACGGGGCCAAGGAUCUGUACUGGUUCUGAACGGGCCAUACCUUAAUUAAAGACCACGCCAUACCACCGCUGAGGAAGCCGCUUCACUCCUCCUGCUGCGCAGCGCCGCCCGACAAGCCAGCGCGGCGUGAAACCAUGUUACGGCAAACGCGCCAUUACUGUAGUUACAUACAUACAUAUGCAUAUAUAUCGCUGUUUAUCGGAUAUCGGGUAAUGAGAUAUUAUUUUAAGUGGCCACAGAGAUUCAGUGUAGUGUAUUACUGUGCUGAGGUGAAGUGUGCGAGGCAUGAGGCGGCGUGAGGAGUCUGGAGUGUGGCGAGGGGCGGCACACUGCAGGAGGCUUCGUGCCCCAACGUGGAGACAUGCAAGGUGCUAAGGCGGUGCCAAGUGAAUGUCUUUUUUUUUUUCUUUUAGUGUUAUAUAUAUUUUUCUACAAAUGUACAAAUCUGGGACAAAAAAUCUCAAGUUAUGAAUGCUUUAACUACCUUUACUAUGUUUUCACUCUCAUCGUAUUUUUCUUUCGUUAGCUUUAGUUUUGGAUAAUUCUAUAGAGUAUAUCUCGCCCUUGUGUACACUGCCGGGACCGUCGUAGGUUUAGUCAGUCCCGGAUGCAAGACGGCUGGUCUCCCUUCGCUAAAUGACUGACUUGGCUCUUCUAAUUUCCUUACGGUUAUUGUCACCCUCAUAUUUCUUUUUUAGGUUAUUUAUUAUUUAUGCUACCUGGCUGUUGUUGCUGCUGCUGCUGCUGUUGCCGCUGCUGCUAUUAAUACCACUCCUCACACCACACUCUUCUACUCUCUCUCGUUACCGUGAAUCUGCGGCCCGUGUCACUGUCACCUCACCGCGCCGUCCUUGCUGUCUAUAGUGAUGUUGACUCAGGCCUUGCGUUACUCUGGCCACACUAUAGUACCAAAGCUUCACCUCCACUUCCUCGUGUGACGUCCAUUCUUCGAAACUUACUCAAUUCUUAUUACAUUCCAACCAGUGUUUCAUUUUUCUUUUUAAAUAAUUGACUCAUAUAAGGCGCACAAUGUCCAGAAAAUAUUAACAUUUUAUUUAGUUUUCUUAUUUAUGCAUCUCAUUUCUUUGUAUUAUUUUUCUAUAGCUUAACGAUCAUAGCAGUUCUUUUCGUGCGUGUGUCAGUUAUCAUGACACUUCAUACUUGCGCUCGCACACACUGAACAUUUCGAGAUUUCUUCCUUUUUUAUUUUGUCAUAAUCAGUAAGUAUCGCCAAGGACUUCGUUUCAAUUUUCAAAAAUAAAAAAGUAAACAUUCACAUUUUUACGGUACCAAACUAACGCAAAUCUUUGUAUCACUCCUGCUGUAGAUAAAACAAAAACAACUAUACCAAAAGAUGAGCCACACUAUGGUAAAUCUAAGAAAUUUGUUGGUGAAAGUGACACGUUUAAGAUCUCUCAUGCUUUGUUUUGACAGGCAUCUCUCAAAAGUUGAACAGCUCUUGUAAAUAAUGAUAAUGAUAAUACAGAUAAGUUAAUCACUUAAUAUACACUUGUUUGCUAUCAAAACCAUUUAUACGAUGCAUUAAAAAUUAUCGCAGUUAGAUUGCUCUA